UUCGUUCCACAAAGUGUCGAUCUUUGCUGCAAGAGAAAACCAACCCGACCACGGAGAUUGUUUAUCCUUUUCGUUUUUAAAGACAUUUUAAACAAAUAGCGGUGACUUAUUUUAGUUUUAUACGCGUAGUACAAAUGUGAAAGGGUUUUCGGGUUGUGUUAGAAGAUUUUGAGAACUGAAAAGUGGAUUUUAAUUGAAAGUCUGGCGUAACCAUUGCGAGCUGGGGGUAAAGGAGGAGAGCUACGUAGCGAGUCGGUCAGACAGCCAGAGCCGCAGGACCACGGCACACAUUUGGGGAGUCGGGGCCCGAGAGGGAGCCUGCCAGGCCCUCGGCUUCAUGCACCCUGUCUGCCUAAAGACCACAGCCGCAGUCCGCGAUGGGAGAGACCAAGAUUAUCUACCACCUCGACGACCAGGAGACGCCGUAUUUGGUGAAAGUACCGGUUCCGGCGGACAAAGUCACUCUCGCAGACUUCAAAAAUGUCCUGAAGAAACCAAACUACAAGUUUUACUUCAAAUCUAUGGAUGAUGACUUCGGGGUGGUUAAGGAGGAAAUUUCCGACGACAACGCUAAGCUGCCCUGUGUUAAUGGCCGUGUUGUGUCAUGGUUGGUGUCUGGGGAUGGAGCUCUCACAGACGCAGGGUCUGUGGCUGACAGUUCAGAGGGACCCCCUCCUCUGGAGAGGACAGGGGGCAUCGGUGACUCCAGACCACCUUCAUACCAUGGGAAAACAGUCAGUGGCCGGGACACUCUGGACAAUGACGCAGAGACGGGCUCUGCGGCGUCACAAAGAAGAGAGAGGGAGAGACCAAGACGAAAACAUGCCAAUGAACAUGGUGGGAGGCAGAAUGGAUAUUCAUCCCGGGCAAUGGCACGCGGAGGUCCAGACUAUGACAGCUGCUCGUCUUUUAUGAGCAGUGAGCUGGAGUCCACUUCCUGCUUUGAUUCAGAGGAUGAUGAUGCGACCAGCAGGUUUAGCAGCUCCACUGAGCAGAGCUCUUCGCGGUUGAUGAGACGUCACCGGCGCCGCAGAAGGAAACCAAAGGCUUCUAAUAUGGACAGGUCGUCCUCAUUCAGUAGCAUCACAGACUCCACUAUGUCUCUGAACAUCAUCACGGUCACACUCAACAUGGAGAAAUACAACUUCUUGGGCAUCAGCAUAGUGGGACAGAGUAACGAGCGAGGAGAUGGUGGGAUCUACAUCGGCUCAAUCAUGAAGGGAGGAGCUGUGGCUGCAGACGGACGCAUUGAGCCCGGGGACAUGCUGCUACAGGUGAACGAUAUCAACUUUGAGAACAUGAGCAACGAUGAUGCAGUGCGGGUACUGAGAGAUAUAGUGCACAAACCUGGUCCUAUUACGCUGACUGUGGCCAAGUGCUGGGACCCAAACCCCCGCAGCUGCUUUGCUCUUCCCAGGAGUGAGCCUAUUCGGCCGAUAGACCCCGCUGCCUGGGUGUCCCACACUGCAGCUAUGACUGGAGUGUAUCCCCCUUAUGGGAUGAGCCCCUCCAUGAGCACAGUCACCUCUACCAGCUCCUCUAUCAGCAGCUCCAUCCCCGAGACAGAACGAUUCGAUGAUUUCCACCUCUCCAUUCAUAGUGAUAUGGGAACUGUUGCCAAGGCCAUGGCCUGCCCAGAAUCUGGUCUGGAGGUGCGGGACAGGAUGUGGCUCAAGAUUACAAUCGCAAAUGCAUUUAUUGGCUCUGAUGUGGUGGACUGGCUCUUCCAUCAUGUUGAGGGUUUCUCAGACCGGCGUGAAGCACGGAAAUAUGCCAGUAACCUCCUGAAGGCUGGGUAUAUUAGGCACACUGUCAACAAGAUCACAUUCUCUGAGCAGUGCUACUACAUUUUUGGAGACCUUUGUGGUAAUAUGGCCCACCUGUCUCUUCAUGAUCACGAUGGUUCUAGUGGAGCAUCGGACCAGGACACUGUCCCACCUUUGCCCCAUCCUGGGGCUGCCCCAUGGCCCAUGCCCAUGCCCUACCAGUUUCCUAUUCCCCAUCCCUACGAGCUUCAACAGCCCUUCCCCACUGGGCCUGGUGGUGGCAGCAUGGGAAGCCAGCACAGUGGGAGCAGUGGUUCUAACUGCAGCAAAAAUGAGGGUCGGAAAUCUGGUGGCAGUGGCAGUGAGACUGAAAUCAGGAGCCGGGCUCCAAGUGAGCGCUCAGUGGCGCCACCUAGUGAGCGCAGUGUUCGGAGCUCUGUGAGCCACCGUAGUGCCAACUCUCAUUCAAUAGGCCUUGGGCCCGGCCUGGUCUAUGGCCCCCCUGGUCUUCCCCCACAGCCCCAACAUCUCUCCAUAUCUGCCCCUGGAGCACCACAAGGCAGAGAGCUGUCCUCUGUGCCCCCUGAGCUCACAGCUUCACGGCAGUCCCUGCGAAUGGCAGUUGGAAACGCUGGAGAAUUUUUUGUUGAUGUGAUGUGAUACGGGAGAUAGAAAGCACAAACGCAGCAUUUUUGUAUCGCAUAUGGGAGGGCUGGCGGGAGGGAAGGAUGCACGCUGUAAAUGUUAGAUUCCUAUGAAGUGGAAUCCAAGCUGUUUGUAUUUUUCUUUUAUACUUUCCCCUACCAUAGCCAUACUUUCUUCAGUGAAGAAAUUCCCUCAACAUGGAACCAAAGCGCCUUUUCAGUUCCUGCUCCCUGGGAAAGAGUUAAUGCAAAGACACAACAAGAAAGGGGGAAUCGGACAGCUGAAGGAGAUGACUCAGCUUUCCUAUUUGGAUGUUUUUCACUCUUCUCUCUUCUCUCUGCUUUCUGUGUGUAACAUUGUCAGUCCUCCUCCACCCUGGCCCUGCACAUGAAUCAGGCCAACCUGUGUCUGCUCCUCCAUGGCUCACAUGCAGAUGUCCAACAAUAACAAAGUAUAAAGACUAACUCUUAACCUGAGAUUCAGACUGGUCAGAGGUUUGUUUGGUCCAAGAAAGUAAGAAAUGGAAAUGUGUUUGUUGUAAUAAGAGAAUUUCAGUCAUUUUACUGUACCAAUGCAUUUCUUUUGUUUUUUAAAGUUAGAUGGACAAAAUAGUUUAAUUGCGCUACAUUUUAUAUGAACAUCAACUUCAUUUUUACAUUAUGGUAAUCUGGAACCUAGAGCCUUUUCAGUCUCUAUCUUCUGAUGACGUAUAGAUAACAAGUUUCUUAACAUUUCACACUACUAUCAAUCAAGGAAAUUGUCUUUUUAUUUAUAAAUAUAGUUUUAUGACUUAA
Molecule: messenger RNA, 3205 nt
Organism: Boleophthalmus pectinirostris (great blue-spotted mudskipper)
Lineage: Eukaryota; Metazoa; Chordata; Actinopteri; Gobiiformes; Gobiidae
Product: segment polarity protein dishevelled homolog DVL-3
Exons: 15
Coding region: 378-2426 (682 amino acids)
Biological process (GO): canonical Wnt signaling pathway; intracellular signal transduction
Cellular component (GO): cytosol
Molecular function (GO): frizzled binding
Source: RefSeq, a predicted model, not a curated record